Messenger RNA from Onthophagus taurus, 2159 nucleotides. It is a transcript of the gene bdl, whose product is annotated as borderless. Lineage: Eukaryota; Metazoa; Arthropoda; Insecta; Coleoptera; Scarabaeidae. The record is from RefSeq and is a predicted model, not a curated record. Gene Ontology annotation, molecular function: protein binding. Gene Ontology annotation, biological process: cell-cell adhesion.
ACAGCAUCCAAAACGACACUCGAGUUCUGCAUGGAUUUUAACGUUUAACUAUGUACCGGUCGGUGGCAGUGUUUGUUGUGCUGAUUUGCUUCUGGCAGAGGAAGGCCGACGCCUAUUUUGAUGAAGAGGAAAAGAAACCCGUUUACCUUACGGCCGCCGUAGGAGAAUACGCACUUUUCGAUUGCGAUCUCGAAUUUCCCCAAGACAUUCCAAUACCGUACAUUUUAAAUUGGAACAAAGAGGGAGAAACAGUUUUCUCAAUAAGACAUGAACAACUUCACUCCUUCGAUCCAUACAUAGGUCGAAUUCAUCCAAUAAACGAUGAUAUUUACCCAAAGUUUGGGAAAGCGUCCAUAAAUCUCACCUCAAUCCGAGAAUCUGAUGCAGGAUGGUUUGAGUGUCAAAUUCUCUUUCCCAAUAGGACACCUCAAUCGACUAAUAAUGGGACGUGGUUCUAUCUGACAGUAAAUGGUGGAAAUUUACUACGAAUACCUCCCGUUAAUCAAACAAUUAUGGAAGGAAGCGAGGCUGAGUUUAACUGUGUAAAAAAAGACGAUGAUACACGCAUCAUUUGGUACAAAGACCGAAUACCUAUUAAAGAAUUAGACGAUAUUUUACAAAGAUCUUGGGUAAACGAACGUGGAUCGCUAACGAUUCGACCAACAACAAUGGGCGAUUUAGGUGAAUAUGAAUGCGAAGCAACAAAUUCUUUAGGAGAAGUUCAAACAGCUAAAGCUUUUCUAAACGUACAAUAUAAAGCAAAGGUUAUUUACGCCCCUAGAGACAUUCAUUUGCCGUAUGGUCGUUCAGCCCUUUUAGAUUGUCAUUUUCGAGCAAACCCACCCUUAACUAAUCUUCGUUGGGAAAAAGACGGUUUUCUUUUCGACCCGUACAACGUUCAAGGUGUUUUUUAUCGCCGAAACGGAAGUUUGUACUUCAGUAGAGUAGACGAAUCUCACAGUGGUUAUUAUACCUGUACACCAUACAACGAAUUAGGUACGGAAGGACCAUCACCCAGCAUCCACGUCAUCGUUCAACGACCCCCCGUUUUUAUAAUAACCCCACACGGUCGUUAUCAAAGAAAAUUAGGCGAAAGCAUUGAAAUUCCUUGCGAUGCUCGCGUUGGUGAAGAUAAUCAUAAAGCAAUCAUCGUUUGGUAUAAAAAGGACGGGUCUUCAUUACCAGUUGGAAGAUACUCAAUUCGAGAUGGUAAUUUAACGAUUGUUAAUAUACAAGAGGAAGAUCGUGGGUUGUAUCAGUGUUCAGCAACGAAUGAAGCUGCUACGAUUACUGCAGAAACUGAAUUGAUUGUUGAAGAUAUCCAACCGAGAGCACCGUUUAAUUUGACGGCUUUUGCUUAUGCAAAUUCGGUGCAUUUAGCUUGGAUGGCCGAUCCAAAAAAAGCUAGUUCAAUGAUUGAAUAUAGCGUUUGGUAUAAACCUGUGGAUACAGUCGAUUGGAAAACGAUAAAAAUCUCAUCAAAAACAGCUUUAGAAGCUACGAUUUCAAAUUUACAACCAGGAAGAGAGUAUGAAUUUAUGGUUUUGAGUAAGGAUGAUGAAGGUGAAGGUCUUUUUAGUAAGACUUUGAGGGUGUGGACGAAAGGUUUAAGUCCAGAUGUGAAUCGAAUCGCUCAUUUCGGCCAAGAACUCGGUCCACCUCGUGAUAUUAAAGUUCACGCAACUGAAGAUGGUUAUUUAGUUACUUGGGAUCCGCCUACGGAAGGAUUAGAAGAUCUUCGAUUGUAUAUUGUAAGAUGGUUGCAAGGACCUAGAGAAAAUUUAAUUGGAACUGCGGAAACAAAGAAUACUUCAUUUUUUGUAACUGAGUUAGAAGAAGGAUAUGAAUACCAUUUCGAAGUGAUCGCAAUGUCUUAUAACGAUUAUCAAGUGGCUAGUAAUAAAAUUUCGUAUCUGAUACCGGCUUAUAGACGAAUAAGAUCUCUAUCGAUAGGAUUAAUCACGGGAGUUGGUUUUCUUGCUUUAAUUGUAGCCGGGGUGUAUUUUGGAAAGAAAAAAUGGUGCAGUUCAUAUGGAUCUAAUCCCACAAAACCAAAUUAAAAUUUGGUUUAUUAUUAAUUUAAGCUAAUUUGUAUAUUUAUUCAUAAGAAUUUUUGUUGAUAGCUGAUGUUUAAUUAAAAUAUUGUAUAUUUUUGGAGA